UAUCCGAUGAUAGUAUACCCGCCGAUACGACCCUCCUUGUCUUCAUCCGCGAAUAUGCGAAAUUUCGAGGCACAAAAGCGAUGUGUCAUGCAGGUGAUUGCGGUGCUUGUGUCGUAAGUGUAACAUUCAAGGACAAAACGAUAGCCGUAAAUUCCUGUCUUGUAUUGGUAUUAACCUGUGACAGCUGGAAUAUUGUAACGACUGAAGGUCUAGGUAACAAGCGAAACGGUUAUCAUGCAAUUCAAGCUACACUUGCUAAAAAAAAUGGCUCGCAAUGUGGAUAUUGCUCUCCUGGCAUGGUGAUGAAUAUGUACAGUCUCGGGAAAGGUUUGUCUAUGCAGCAGAUCGAAAGUUCAUUUGGUGGCAACAUUUGUCGAUGCACUGGAUAUCGUGCAAUUUUGGAUGCAUUCAAAGGACUUGCCACCGACGCACAUCCAUCAACGGUGAAGGAUACUCAAGAUAUUGAGGAGUUAUACAAGAUCAAACCUUGCCAGAAAAAUAAAAUGCCAUGUGUACAUAGUUACUACGAUAAGCAACCUUCCGACGAAAAAAAGUUGAGCAUAAAGUUAGACGACGCACUUUUCUACAAAGUUACCACGAUCAAGGAUUUAUUUACGAUAUAUAAUAAUAAUCCAAACAUAACUUAUAUAUUAAAUGGAGGAAAUACUGCACAUG
This is a messenger RNA of Trachymyrmex cornetzi, 675 nucleotides long. RefSeq names its product probable aldehyde oxidase 4. The record is from RefSeq and is a predicted model, not a curated record. Gene Ontology annotation, molecular function: iron ion binding; 2 iron, 2 sulfur cluster binding; oxidoreductase activity. Lineage: Eukaryota; Metazoa; Arthropoda; Insecta; Hymenoptera; Formicidae. The transcript is spliced from 4 exons. The annotation marks the transcript as partial.